AUGUUUUCGUAUACUUUUAUCAUUGUAUUAUUGUCUAAAACAGUUUUUUCGCAAAUGAACGGUGAAUUUUGGUGGCUGCAUGAGAAGUUCGCAAAGUUACAACAGGUCGAAGCACCUCAACCACAAUUUGACAAUGUAAACGAAUUCGAUACAGAUGAAAGUGCAAAAAUAAUUUUUAAAAAUAAUGAAUUAUCUCCCAGAGAAGAACGUAAUCUUAAUGAAGAUGAAAAAAUAUUUCUUAAUGAGGGUGCGAAGCUAUCAACUAUUUACUUUCGAGAUCAAAUGGAAUUAUCCAAGCUCGCUAAUAUAGAGAAAAAUCCUGAAGUUCGUGAUGGAGACGAAUUAGUAUUUGUGUUCCCGGAAAGUAAUGAAAUUGUUUGGCAAGACAAUAAAAAAGAUGUUAAAAAUUCCUUGCCUCCUAAAAAUGAGUUCUAUAAAAACAAUAGCAUCACGACACCAAAAACAACCAUUAUUAACAAAAUACGAUUUCAACAAGAACCUAUACAAUCUGAAUCAGAAAGUAUAUGUACUUUUAUUACACAGCAAGAUUGUAUGUAUAAAAACGGAAUCAUUCAUCCUUCAGGGUGCAGUAUAUCUAACACUCAAAAAAUUUGUUGCGUGUUUCCACUGAAACCAAACGUCAUUUCAUCUACGAAACUAAAACAAUCUAAAAAAAAAUACGACUUCAAUAUACGAUAUAAGCGUUCAGACCCCAACGAGAAAUUUAAUACAGCUUUGAAACAAAGAAAUAGAUUAUUGGAGAGAAAUCAUAAUUUACAGAUACAAUCCUCGAAACUAACGGCUACAACUGUACGCUCUAAGCCUACUCACAAAAUUGUAACACCUGAGUACGUCGACCCAUACUGGAAUAUAAAAAAUAUAAAGUUCAGAAAUCCUGGAUCUCAAAGUAAUACAAAUGCUGAUUACCAAAAUACUAAAUAUGACUAUAGCGAUCAAGAUUAUGUAGAAGAUUAUGCUGUUGAAUUACCUAAACCGGGACUCGUCGGUCUUUAUUCAGAUCACGAUGAAUCACAAGGACAAACAAGUUGGAACUACGGGGUUUACUAUGGAGAUACGAAGGAAGUAAGCGAAGAAGAAAAUAAUGCCCCAUUUGGAUAUUCAACUUUCGACCCAAGGCUAGGUAACCGUGCAUCCACUCAAAGCCCCAAACCUAUAAGACGUAAACCACAACGAUUAACGACAGCACAAAGAAAUGACGAUGUUAUGAAAAAUUCUGGGAGUCAAACAAUUAGUUUCCAUUCUACGCCAGAUUUUCAUGUUUUACAAGGCUUUAAACUAAUUAACUUAGCAUCAAGUAAGAAUAAUUUUGUAAGAAAAACAGAAAGGUUUUACGACAGUGGUGAAGACAGUUCAUGUGACACCUCAGCGCUAGUUGAGGAGGAUUAUUUAGACGGUAUAGAUCUUGAUCAACAAGUUUAUAAACAAUGUGGAAAAGUUCCCAAAAAACCAGGAAAAGACGCUGUGCAAGGUGGGAGUGAUCCUUGGUUGGCUUUGGUCGUCUUAACAAAGAGUAUGCAAAGUAUUCUUUGCUAUGCUACUAUAGUGCACCCUCGAGCAGCAAUAACUGCUGCAGAUUGUGUUCAUGGAAAAGCACCUGGCGAUAUCACCAUUAUCAGUGGCGUUUGGGACUUAACGGCAGAAAAAGAAAGUUCCCAAAAUAGAAUGGCCACAGUAUAUCUCCAUUCGCAGUUUAAGCCUGGUGAUCUCGCUGACGAUCUUGCUCUAUUGCACUGGAAACGGCCAUUGACUAUAAACAAAAAUGCUCAGCCGGCUUGCCUCGCAGACCCUCAUAUAGGGGAUGAUUGCUACUUUGUCGGUUGGAGUGGAUACGAUCAAGCAUUACAACAACAUCCGCGCUGCCAGCAAGCAACUGUACUCACACCCCGGAGUUGUAACGAAAAAUUGUCGGCGCCAGACGUAGAUUUACCUGCCGGCGCUUUCUGUGCAUCCGUUGAAACUCGCGGGACAGUGACGGGCAUAGGAGGCCCACUGUUGUGUAAAAUUGGUGAUCGAGUAUCAGUAGUAGGCGUAGCGGUCUAUCGAGAGAACGUCGUAGUACUACUACCAGUUUUUGACUGGGUGAGCACAGCACUACGGGAGCUUCGUAUUAAUUAAUUAUGUUACCUAUUUUUGUGUAAACGUGUUUUUUUUUAAUAUACUUUUUUUACGUUU
Melitaea cinxia (Glanville fritillary) is the source of this 2193-nucleotide messenger RNA. RefSeq lists its product as uncharacterized. Gene Ontology annotation, molecular function: serine-type endopeptidase activity. The record is from RefSeq and is a predicted model, not a curated record. The coding region runs from base 1 to 2136 and encodes 711 amino acids. The transcript has 9 exons. Lineage: Eukaryota; Metazoa; Arthropoda; Insecta; Lepidoptera; Nymphalidae. Gene Ontology annotation, biological process: proteolysis.